This is a messenger RNA of Peronospora matthiolae, 312 nucleotides long. Lineage: Eukaryota; Oomycota; Peronosporomycetes; Peronosporales; Peronosporaceae. The record is from the annotation of a GenBank genome assembly.
AUGAACAUGUUGGACGUAGAAGACGACAGCUUUCACUUCACACGUGAAGGCUACUCCCAUCUGAGUGACUCAGAAUGGGAGGUAGUCGGCCGUAUGAGUUUGCUCAUGGGCGAACCCGCCAUCAGUGGUAUGUUGGAGUCUCUAAGCAGAGACCAGCAACAUGCUGCUAUCAACAAGUUCCUGAAAGGGGAACUUGCCGUCGAACGACAGAAGAUAGCCUUGCUACAGCAGCAAGGCUCUCACCAGUCGAUGGGCGGGCCGACGCACAUGCGUCGACCCGAAACCUUGAAGAUUAAUAUCUCAAGGUAUUAG